GCCUAUCCCAGUACUAGAUGCUAUCUGCAUCACCAGAUAUAUGUGAGGUUCUGCUCACGAUGACUAUUAACAAAAUGAUCAAGUUCAUCACUGAUGACUCUCUCCCACCCUAACCACUAUACAAAGUACGAAAAGGUAGCGACCCACGGUACGAAUUAAUCCCUACCAAUUACUGCUGACCUCCAGCAGAGAAACCAUUGGAUUGUAUCACACGACGUUGGCUUCCCCAUACUCGCUGAUGUCAACCUGCAGCGUCAUGACCUCAUUCGAAAUCGUGGCAUACUUAUACCCACGCUAGCCUAAAUGUUCAUUUCAACCUCCGAAUUUACUCAAAGGAAUCAUCACACCCAUCUAGUACCUCAAUCAGCCAACAUGGAACCAAGGUAUAACACCAGAAAGUGGUCGAACCGCGUCCGUGCCAAGGACGAAGCUCCAAGCUCUGUCGAACAGCCAGACCAGCAAACCGGCUACGCUAACAUGAACCCCACCAAGCAGUACGCUGCGCCCUCCCAGACCACCAGUAGACACGUCCAACCUUCCCAACCCGAACAGGGCUACAGUUCCAAAUACCAUUUUGGCCAUGACGAACUGGAUCACCCAGACGAGAUGUUGAGACCAGAAGAGUAGAAGGGAUAUCGAGAGUCACUGAGAAAUGAGUCGUCUUGCUUUGAGCCACGGGUAGUUCCGUUUCACUCUUUAUCAUGAUUGAUCUAUAGUUAUUGCAUAAUGCUUGUGUCUUGGAAAUCAAAAAAUUGUAGCUUGCCUUCA
This is a messenger RNA of Aspergillus pseudonomiae, 768 nucleotides long. RefSeq lists its product as uncharacterized. Lineage: Eukaryota; Fungi; Ascomycota; Eurotiomycetes; Eurotiales; Aspergillaceae. The record is from RefSeq and is a predicted model, not a curated record. Bases 304 to 627 code for a protein of 107 amino acids. The transcript is spliced from 2 exons.